This is a messenger RNA of Vanessa tameamea, 2029 nucleotides long. RefSeq names its product brahma-associated protein of 60 kDa (gene Bap60). Gene Ontology annotation, biological process: regulation of transcription by RNA polymerase II. NCBI's taxonomy places the organism in Eukaryota, Metazoa, Arthropoda, Insecta, Lepidoptera, Nymphalidae. Gene Ontology annotation, cellular component: nucleus; SWI/SNF complex. The transcript is spliced from 8 exons. The coding region runs from base 223 to 1884 and encodes 553 amino acids. The record is from RefSeq and is a predicted model, not a curated record. Gene Ontology annotation, molecular function: transcription coregulator activity.
AGCAUUUUCAAGAUGGCGUCUCUGUAUGUAAAUGUCAGUUCAUAGAUUCAAUACUAAUUUUUUUACAAAUAAUAACAUAUUUCAAUUAUUGAAUAGUAUAAUAGUAAGCGUAAUCUAAAUUUUAAAUUUAUUAUUAUAUUUUCUCUACUGACUAUAAAAACAAUUACUUCUAUGUAAGAUGAAGUGUUUUUAUUCUUAGAAAGUGCAGUUUUGUAAGUAAUAAUGGCACAGCGUUUUCCGGCGAGCGGGCCUAGCCCUGCGCCUCCUGCUGGUGGUAUGCCACCACAGCAGCGAUAUCCUGGACCAGCACCACCACAAGGAUCUCCCAUGCCCCCAAGACCAUAUUCUGGACCUACGUUUCCGCCUCGUAGCGGCUUCACACCGCCUCCGGCCGGCAGCGGCGGCGUUCCGACGGGCGGCGCCCGACCCGGCCCGGCGCCGUACGUGGGCGCGGGCGCGGCUUUGCCCCCCGCCGGGGCCCCCGUGGGCGGCGCGCCCGGGCCCCCCACAGCCUACAGCGCACCACCGCGGCCCCCCUCCGCGCCCUCCGCACCCGCCAAACGCCCACCGGACGCUCGGGCGCCUCUACCGCCCCAGCAUAAACCUCAGCACUAUGCCGGCGACGCGUACGGCGCCGGCGGCAAGCGCAAGAAACGUUUGGCAGACAAAAUUCUGCCGCAGAAGGUGCGCGAUCUGGUGCCGGAGUCGCAGGCCUACAUGGACCUGCUGGCCUUCGAGCGCAAGCUGGACGCCACCAUCAUGCGCAAGCGACUCGACAUACAGGAGGCGCUCAAGCGACCCAUGAAGCAGAAGCGCAAGCUACGUAUCUUCAUCUCGAAUACGUUCUAUCCCGGACAAGGCGAUAACGCGGUGGCUUCAUGGGAGCUACGUGUGGAGGGACGUCUGCUGGAUGAUUCCAAAAAUGACCCUAAUAAGGUGAAGCGCAAAUUCUCGUCCUUCUUUAAGUCGUUGGUGAUCGAGUUGGACAAGGAGCUGUACGGACCCGACAACCACCUCGUCGAGUGGCACCGCACUCUCACGACACAGGAGACGGACGGCUUCCAGGUGAAGCGGCCCGGCUACAAGAACGUGCGCUGCACCAUCCUGCUGCUGCUGGACUACCAGCCGCUGCAGUUCAAGCUGGACGCCCGGCUGGCGCGGCUGCUGGGCGUGCACACGCAGGCGCGGCCCGUCAUCGUGAACGCGCUGUGGCAGUACGUGAAGACGCACCGCCUGCAGGACCCGCACGAGCGCGAGUACGUGGCGUGCGACAAGUACCUGGAGCAGAUCUUCGGCUGCGCGCGCAUGAAGCUGGCGGAGGUGCCGGCGCGGCUCGGCGCGCUGCUGCACGCGCCCGACCCCAUCGUCAUCAACCACCUCAUCUCCGUCGAGCCGCCGCACGACAGCAAGCAGACGGCCUGCUACGACAUCGACGUCGAGGUCGACGACACGCUCAAGACCCAGAUGAACAACUUCCUGCUGAGCACGGCCAACCAGCAGGAGAUCCAGGGCCUGGACACGAAGAUUCACGAGACGGUCGACACCAUCAAUCAACUGAAGACGAAUCGUGAAUUUUUCCUGAGCUUCAGUAAAGACCCUCAGCAGUUCAUACAAAAGUGGCUCGUCAGCCAGUCUCGAGAUCUUAAGACGAUGAACGGCGGCUCGGGCGCGGCGGCGCCGGGCGCGGGGGGCGCGGGCGGCGCGGGCGCGGGGGGCAACCCGGAGGAGGAGCGCCGCGCCGACUUCUACGGCCAGUCGUGGGCGGGCGAGGGCGUGUCGCGCUACCUGCACGCGCGCCUCGCCGCGCGCCGCCGCGACCUGGAGCUGGCGCUGCAGCCGCACGCGCACCACCACCUGGCGCCGCACCACCUCACGCGCCUCUAGGCCCCCCCGGAGCUGGCGCUGCAGCCGCACGCGCACCACCACCUGGCGCGUCUAAUUUUAUAAAUACAUUUAUUCAUUACGACUACAGCCUUCUUUUAUUUCGUUCCGGUACAUUUUCUGUAAUGAAACGGAAAAAUAUAUCUUA